AUGAGUCAGACUAUUGUUCUUGUUACAGGCGGGAACCGUGGGCUUGGCCUUGGGCUGGUCAAAACCUUUCUCUCACAAUCUCAUCAUACGGUCAUUUCUGCCAACCGGAACCCGGAACACCCAACCUCCAAGGCCCUCUUUGACCUCCCCAAGGGCGAGGGCAGCAAUCUCAUCGUCAUCAAGUAUGAUGCCUCGGUGGAGCAAGACGCAUUUGAUGUCGUGAAGGAGCUCAAAGAGAAGCAUGGGAUUAACGCCCUGGAUAUCGUGAUUGCCAACGCCGGCAUUGUGAAAUCCUACCCGCUUGUCAAGGACGUCAAACGAGCCGAGAUUCAGCAACACAUUGAUGUGAAUGCAUAUGGUGUGGUGACGCUGUACCAGGCCACUCGGGAUCUGUUGCAGAAAUCUACCAAGAAGCCCAUCUUUGCCAUUGUUGGCUCUGGAGCUUCCUCACUUGGGAAUCAACCCCCGGUCCCGAACGCGGCUUAUGGACCCUCCAAGGUUCUCUUGAACUGGUACGGCGUUAGGAUCAAUGCCGAGGACGAAUGGCUGAACGCUUUCGUCCUGGACCCAGGCUUUUCUCAGACCGAGAUGGGCAACCAGGCAGCGCAGCUCUUUGGUAUGGGCGAUAAGGCGCCUGUCAAGGUGGAGGAUUCUGUAGGCGGCAUGUUCAAUGUCAUCAGGACCGCAAACAAGGAGACGCACGGUGGAAAGUUUGUCUCGUACACUGGCGAGAUUCUGAGCUUUUGA
This is a messenger RNA of Trichoderma reesei QM6a, 747 nucleotides long. RefSeq lists its product as uncharacterized. Bases 1 to 747 code for a protein of 248 amino acids. The record is from RefSeq and is a predicted model, not a curated record. NCBI's taxonomy places the organism in Eukaryota, Fungi, Ascomycota, Sordariomycetes, Hypocreales, Hypocreaceae. The transcript is spliced from 3 exons. Gene Ontology annotation, molecular function: oxidoreductase activity, acting on the CH-OH group of donors, NAD or NADP as acceptor.